Pipistrellus kuhlii (Kuhl's pipistrelle) is the source of this 985-nucleotide messenger RNA. RefSeq names its product U2 small nuclear RNA auxiliary factor 1 (gene U2AF1). The transcript has 8 exons. Lineage: Eukaryota; Metazoa; Chordata; Mammalia; Chiroptera; Vespertilionidae. Gene Ontology annotation, cellular component: spliceosomal complex; U2AF complex. The record is from RefSeq and is a predicted model, not a curated record. Gene Ontology annotation, molecular function: pre-mRNA 3'-splice site binding; metal ion binding. Gene Ontology annotation, biological process: mRNA splicing, via spliceosome. Bases 124 to 846 code for a protein of 240 amino acids.
CGCCGACCUACGGGCGGGGCGGGGCUAGCGUCGUCACGUCAGGGUGACGUCUCCCGCGGGCGUCGGGGCAGUGUCGGCGGCGGCGUCGGCUUCGGCAGCGUUGUCGGCGGCUGCGGGUGGGAAAUGGCGGAGUAUUUGGCCUCCAUCUUCGGCACCGAGAAGGACAAAGUCAACUGUUCAUUUUAUUUCAAAAUUGGAGCAUGUCGUCAUGGAGACAGAUGCUCUCGGUUGCACAAUAAACCAACCUUUAGCCAGACCAUUGCCCUCUUGAACAUUUACCGUAACCCUCAAAACUCUUCCCAGUCUGCUGACGGUUUGCGCUGUGCUGUGAGCGAUGUCGAGAUGCAGGAACACUAUGAUGAGUUUUUUGAGGAGGUUUUCACAGAAAUGGAGGAGAAGUACGGCGAGGUGGAGGAGAUGAAUGUCUGUGAUAAUCUUGGAGAUCACCUCGUCGGAAACGUGUAUGUGAAGUUUCGCCGUGAAGAAGAUGCGGAGAAGGCUGUGAUUGAUUUGAACAACCGCUGGUUCAAUGGGCAGCCCAUCCACGCCGAGCUUUCCCCUGUGACCGACUUCCGGGAAGCCUGUUGCCGCCAAUAUGAAAUGGGAGAGUGUACACGAGGCGGCUUCUGCAACUUCAUGCAUCUGAAGCCAAUUUCCAGAGAGCUGCGGCGGGAGCUGUAUGGGCGCCGGCGCAAGAAGCAUCGAUCGAGGUCCCGGUCCCGGGAGCGGCGCUCUCGGUCCAGAGACCGUGGUCGUGGCGGCGGCGGCGGUGGUGGCGGAGGCGGUGGGGGACGGGAGCGUGACAGGAGGCGGUCAAGAGAUCGUGAGAGAUCUGGGCGAUUCUGAGCCAGGCCAUUUUUACCGUAUGUCUGCUAGAAAGUGUUGUAGUUGAUUGACCAAACCAGUUCAUAAUGGGAAUUUUUUUUAAAAAACAAUUUAAAAAAACAAAGAUGGGUUUCUGAAUAAAAUUUGUAGUGAUACAGUA